This is a messenger RNA of Salvia hispanica, 927 nucleotides long. Its product is annotated as putative F-box protein At1g53370. The record is from RefSeq and is a predicted model, not a curated record. Lineage: Eukaryota; Viridiplantae; Streptophyta; Magnoliopsida; Lamiales; Lamiaceae. Gene Ontology annotation, molecular function: protein binding.
AUGAUAAUCAAGAAUCGAGAUCGAUUCAAUGAUCUUCCACGAGAAAUCACGGUGGACAUCCUGUCAAGACUCCCUGCUCGAAGCAUCAUGAAGUCCAAGUGCGUUUGCAAGGCAUGGCGCUAUCUGGUGCAGUCCCCCGAAUUCGGCCCGUUGCAUGCUAGUCGUGCGGCCUUGUCCUCGGGCCACCUUCCCGCCAUUGAGGACCUCACAUUCUCAAACAUUACCUACUCCCUCUUGGGGUAUAUUGAGGAUAAUGAAGUGAUACAAAACCCACCCAACGGUUUGGUUCUCUCCCAUAAAUGGCCAAACCCUAACUCGUUUAUACAUAGCUCAGUUAAUGGCUUGCUCUUCAUGAUCAACUUGAUCUCCGCGUCUGAACUAUUCAUAUGCAAUCCAAUCACUCGUGAGUAUGUCACUUUUAUUCUUGAGUGUGAUUUGUGGGAAUAUGCAUUUGGAUUUGGUGUAAGUAAAAGUGGUCAACACAAGUUUGUCAUGAUUUCUCAAUCUCAAAAUACGUGUCAAGUAUACACUCUAGGCACGGGGCAAUGGAAAAGCAUUGCGAUUGGGAGCCAGUUUGAGUAUGAUGUGGAAUACAAGGUUGUUUUUGUUAAUGGGAAUCUGGCUUGCGAUUUUGAGUUUUAUUCCAUAUCUGAUUUGGAGGGUCUCUUGUGCUUCAGUGAUGAUACAUCUAUGUAUGAGAUUGAAAUAUGGUGUAUGAAAGAGUAUGGAGAUGACAAAUCUUGGACUCUUGAUUAUGUUAUCAAGAGACCAAUGUUUACGGUCGAAAUUGGUCACAUUCUUCAUUAUAUAUUCAGGUUGUUCCUUUACCCUAACAACAAUUUGAUCUCUGCUAGAGCCAAAAUCGCUCCACCAGUUCCGACUUUCGAGCAUUUGCUCAAAGCAUGGGCUGAUCAGAGGCAUGUUUGA